This is a messenger RNA of Panthera uncia (snow leopard), 936 nucleotides long. RefSeq names its product glycine-N-acyltransferase like 3 (gene GLYATL3). Gene Ontology annotation, cellular component: mitochondrion. The record is from RefSeq and is a predicted model, not a curated record. Gene Ontology annotation, molecular function: glycine N-acyltransferase activity. The transcript has 5 exons. The coding region runs from base 1 to 867 and encodes 288 amino acids. NCBI's taxonomy places the organism in Eukaryota, Metazoa, Chordata, Mammalia, Carnivora, Felidae.
AUGUCGGUGCUAAACUGUUCUACCAAAUUACUGAUACUGGAAAAAAUGCUGAAGAGUCACUUUCCUGAGUCACUCAAGGUUUAUGGAGCUGUGAUGAACAUAAAUCGUGGGAAUCCCUUUCAAAAGGAAGUGGUAGUGGAUUCAUGGCCAGACUUCAAAGCUGUUAUCACCCGGCGACAGAAAGAGGCUGAGAUGGAUAACCUGGACCAUUAUACUAAUGCCUAUGCUGUGUUCUACAAGGAUAUCAGGGCUUACCGACGGCUGUUGGAAGAACAUGAUGUUAUCAACUGGGAUCAAGUUUUCCAAAUACAAGGGCUGCAGAGUGAAUUAUAUGAUGUUUCCAAAGCUGUUGCCAACUCAAAGCAGUUAGAUGUAAAGCUAACCUCCUUCAAAGCCGUUCAUUUUUCUCGUCUUUCAACUCUGCCGAACACCAGUUCCCUAAUGGGUUCUUCCCCACAACUGACUUACCUGAGUGUUGCUGACGCUGAUCUUCUCAACAGGACUUGGUCGCGGGGUGGCAAUGAACAGUGUCUCCGGUACAUCGUGAACCUCAUCUCUUGCUUCCCCAGUGUAUGUGUCCGCGAUGACAAGGGAAACCCAGUCUCUUGGUCUCUCACAGAUCAGUUUGCCACCAUGUGCCAUGGCUAUACCUUGCCAGAGCAUCGCAGAAAAGGUUAUUGCAAGCUGGUGGCCCUCACACUGGCCAGGAAGUUACAAAGCCAGGGGUUCCCCUCUCAGGGUAAUGUCCUGGAUGACAACAUAGCAUCUAUAAGCCUCCUGAAGAGUGUCCAUGCUGAGUUCUUGCCUUGUCGUUUUCAUAGGCUUAUUCUCACCCCUGCAACUUUCUCUGGUCAAAUUUACCUCUAGCCCAUUGAAACUCCAGGAAUUUUCUUCCUUUCCCUGAACACAGAUAUUCCCAAGCUGCCAAUGAGGGGG